This is a messenger RNA of Ilex paraguariensis (yerba mate), 2068 nucleotides long. The record is from the annotation of a GenBank genome assembly. Lineage: Eukaryota; Viridiplantae; Streptophyta; Magnoliopsida; Aquifoliales; Aquifoliaceae.
UCCUUGGUUUCUUCCCUCCGUUUCUUGCUCUCUCUUUCUCUCUCUUCCCGCUUUUUUUAAUCCUUCUUCCUCUUCAGAUCUCACUCUCUUCGACCAGUAAUUUCUUCCAGAAUUUCUCUCCAAUUCCAUUUCACUCCACAAUUCUUCGGAUUCAUCAGUUCCAAUUCCUCUCUCUGUGUCUUGAAAUCUCAAACCCCAGAAAAGAGGGCUUGAUCGUUCAUUUUCUCUGUGUAAGAGGUUUAAAUCCUGAUACUUUCAUCCAAUUACGAUGUCGACUUCAAGAGCUUCGAAUCAGCCAACGGAGCAACAGUCUUUAAAGCGUCAGCUUGCGUUCACGUCGAUGAAGCCGCCGUUCGGGGACUACCACCGCUUCUCGUCAUCAGUCCCUGAAAAUCGGGCUCACGAGCCCGAGGCUGUUGUGGUCAAGUCUCCGCCAUUAAAGCGGAAGAUUGACACAGCAGACUGUGAAGAUGAGUCUCGCGAGCAGAAACCUGGUUAUAUUGAACUUGUUAGUAGUCCCCUCCAGACUCCUGUUUCAGGAAAAGGGGGAAAGGCACAAAAGAUUCCAAGGAUUGCUAAGUGCAAUAGAUCUGGAUCGCAAACUCCUGCAGCAAACGUCGGUUCUCCUUCAGGCAAUAAUCUCACUCCAGCUGGUCCCUGUCGUUAUGACAGCUCCCUAGGUCUCCUAACAAAGAAAUUCAUCAAUCUUAUCAAACAUGCUGAAGAUGGUAUUCUUGAUCUUAAUAAAGCUGCUGACACAUUGGAGGUACAAAAAAGGCGGAUAUAUGACAUCACAAAUGUUCUAGAAGGAAUUGGUCUAAUAGAAAAGAAACUCAAGAACAGAAUACAGUGGAAGGGGCUUGAUGCCUCAAGACCAGGGGAUGUUGAUGAAAGCUUUUCGAGCUUACAGGCAGAAGUCGAAAACCUUUCCAUCGAGGAGCACAGAUUGGAUGAACAAAUAAGAGAAAUGCAGGAACGUUUAACGGACCUGAGUGAAGAUGAAAACAAUCAGAAGUGGCUUUUUGUCACUGAAGAAGACAUCAAGACCUUACCAUGCUUUCAGGAUGAAACCCUGAUAGCAAUUAAAGCUCCACACGGCACCACUUUGGAAGUACCAGAUCCUGAUGAGGCUGUUGACUAUCCUCAGAGGAGAUACAGAAUAGUGCUUAGGAGCACCAUGGGGCCAAUAGAUGUUUACCUUGUCAGUCAAUUUGAGGAGAAGUUUGAGGAGUUCAAUGGUGGUGAGGCACCCUCGAGCAUUCCUUCAACAUCAGGGUGCAGUGAGAAUCCAGCUGUUGUAAUGCCAGCUGAAAUCAGUAGAGAAAAUGAAUCGCAGGGACAAGAAGCUUAUAAGAUGCCAUCAGAUAUAUAUGCAUCGCAUGACCUCAUGAGUGGGAUCAUGAAGAUUGUACCAGACGUUGAUAUUGACGCCGAUUACUGGCUGUUGUCAGAUGCUGAUGUUAGUAUCACGGACAUGUGGAGGACAGAUUCUGGGGUAGAAUGGAAUUCGUUGGACACACUUCAUGAUGACUAUGUGAUGGCUAAUGUAAGCACGCCACGUGCCCAAACUCCACCGUCUUGCACAACAGAAAUACCUUCAGCUACCAACACCACAGGGACAUAAAUAGAGUUUGCGAUGGAACCUAGUCAACUAGAGCUCUGCUAGACACCGUUGUCUGUAAUUCCUCUUAUUGAAGCAUGAAAUUGGGGAUUGAGGCUUUCAGUUUUACUUUUAAUAUGCUCUCCAAAGAAGUACAAGCAUGAAGCUGGAUAACGGAUGACAUGAAGCUGGAUAAUGGAAGAUAUAGGCGGCUAGUUCAUUGUACAGUAUAUUUGUAUACAUUAUCCCUGUGGUAUCAAUAAUUAUAGAGGUAGACACUUGAAUUCAAAGUUCGGCCCACUGUAUAUUAUUUCAUUUCUUGGCUUUAUGUUACUGGAGUACUAAUAGGUUGGUUCUGCCAAGUUAUGGAUCGGAUUACAUGCACAUUUUAAAUAUGGCCACUACAGCCGUUCAACAAGAGCACUGGGUCCUGAUACGAAGACGAUGCUUAUGGUCCAAGGUUAGCCC